AUGUCUACUGUGGGAGAAAUUAUCGUUGUUUCUCGAUGCCAUAAACUUCUCGACAUGCGUAACUUCACUGGCGCUAGGAGUCUUGUUAAGAUGAAGAAACAGUUAGGUAAAGAUUGGCCAAUACUUGACCAAGUUGAAGCAAUCUGCGACGUCAUCAUCGCCGCAGAGAACCGGCUUCCCAACCGGUUUAUGGAUUACUAUGGAAUGAUUCGGUUGACCCGAUUUGAACCGGUGGUGUUGGAUGAUUUCAAGAGGUUGAUGAAGCUCCUAGAUUGGAGGUGUCAUGGUCUCCCUUCUAGCAAGGAAGCUGCUCACUAUGCCUUUCAGGCUUGGUCGCUGCUUUCAAAGCCCGUCUUGAAGGACAGUUACGAUCUCGACAUCUCAUCCCCGAUGGUUCAUCUAGGGUUUCCUGAAGGCAGUUCCUUUGUCCCCAAGGAACAGAACCCUAAUCAAAAUACUGGUCGUGGAAAUGAUAAUGAAGUGGUGGUUAUUUCUGAUGAUGAAGAUGAAGGUGAUGAAAAUCAAGAGGUUGUGACAAUGUUUCGAACUUCGAAACUGUGCAAAAUUAAUGGGAAGAGAGUGAAGUUGAUACCAGUGAAGAAGAAGACAAAGGAUUCUUCAACAAGCAACGUGAAGAAGACCUAA
Molecule: messenger RNA, 645 nt
Organism: Eruca vesicaria subsp. sativa (arugula)
Lineage: Eukaryota; Viridiplantae; Streptophyta; Magnoliopsida; Brassicales; Brassicaceae
Source: the annotation of a GenBank genome assembly